Paramisgurnus dabryanus is the source of this 8637-nucleotide messenger RNA. It is a transcript of the gene kif26ab, whose product is annotated as kinesin family member 26Ab. Gene Ontology annotation, biological process: microtubule-based movement. Gene Ontology annotation, molecular function: ATP binding; microtubule motor activity; microtubule binding. The record is from RefSeq and is a predicted model, not a curated record. NCBI's taxonomy places the organism in Eukaryota, Metazoa, Chordata, Actinopteri, Cypriniformes, Cobitidae.
GCUCGCAUUGACAGCAGUCAAACUUCGCUUCAGCACACGCGCGUCGUCAUGGGAUUACAGAAAGCCCAAACUUUAGCACUGGAGUUUACUCAUGCUUGUUCUUUUGCGCUCAAAACAACACUUCGGGAACCGCGUCUAUAGUCAAUGUGCCUGGCACGAGUUUCGAUAAAACAGAUGUGCAUUAAAUGCACUGUUUAAAGUGUUAAUCAUUCAUACUGAGAUGGAUUUAACAUAUGGAGAUGAGCAAGAAGAGUUCCAGUUCAGCCGAUCAUCUGUUGAAGGCAGUUCAAGCGGAGAGUCUUCAUUCUCACUCGAGUUGGGUCCAAGGAAAAGACUGUCAGUGGAUGAGGAAAGGUGUGCCAGUAGACCACCACCUGAAGGUGCAGGAGCGGUGAGCGUCUCGGAGUCAGACAGGGAUGAGACGAAAGCAGAUCUGUGCAAGCAAUGUCAGAUGACCGUAGUUGAACUAAGGAGACAAGCCUUCGCUCUGGCCGAUCCCACAUCCUUGAAGGACCCUGGAUUUGCUUCCUUCAUCAUUGACCAGCUGCAAGUCCCUGAUUGGCCAGCGAAACGUGGGCAUGAAGAAACAAGGUGCCAUGUGUGUGCCACACCAGCACAGCAGCUAAGACAGCAAGCACUCCAGGAACUAUACCUGGAUUCUGACAUGCCAUCAUUGCCUCCCAGCACCUUCCCUGGACAUCCCACCAGGUUGACCACUCACAGUGUGGUAACUCUUUCCUCUAGAGCUGCAAAAUCCAGGAUACCUCACCCAGCGCACAGCAUCCUGCCUGUGGGUGAGAGACAGCGUGAAAUGGGCUGGACUCAGAACCCGUCUUCCAGCACUACUGCACUGAAGCCUGGUGUACAGGUGACCGUGAGUGGAAGACCUUUGACGGGAGCCAUCAGCUCAGUUACCAUUCAAGCCCAGCAGUACCUGGAAGGGAUGUGGAGCAUCUCACGUGUAAAUAACUUCCUGCCUCAACCAAGCCCAACACAAGCCCUCAUGAGUCAAGCAGAACAGAGCGACUCGUCCUCGGACACAUCCAUCUCUAAAGUGUCUCUAACACCCUCCAGACGGAGAAGUCCGGUUCAGUUUGGCCAGGACGGGUCCCCUUCCAUCCAGCAGCCAAGCUCAGCUGCAGCAUCCUUCUUCAUCAAGGCUGCUCAAAAGCUGAACCUGUCAUCCAAAAGGAAGAAACAGCAGCCACCACUGGCAUACUCCCCGGAGCCCUCCAUCUACCCCACUAACUUUAGUGCUGUUCUCCAGUUUUCUCCUCCACCUGCUCCACCAUGUCUGCUCAGGGCGGGGUCAAAGGCCAAGGAGAACCCUGGCAUGGGCAAGGUCAAAGUGAUGAUGCGCAUCUGUCCAACUCUGGGAGUUCUGGAUUCGUCUGAGUCCAUGUCCUUCCUAAAGGUGGACACUCGUAAGAAACAGUUGACCCUCUACGAUCCCUCACUCAACACACAGCCCACCUCAGUGCACAGACGUGCAGCGCUGCCCGCCCCAAAGAUGUUUGCCUUCGAUGCUGUUUUUUCCCAAGAUGCCUCUCAAGCUGAAGUUUGCUCAGGGACAGUGGCUGAAGUUAUUCAAUCCGUGGUCAAUGGAGCUGAUGGUUGCAUUUUCUGCUUUGGUCAUGUCAAUGUUGGCAAGACAUACACCAUGAUUGGCACGGACAGCUCCACGCAGAGCAUUGGCAUUGCGCCCUGUGCCAUUUCCUGGCUUUUCAAGCUCAUCAACGAGAGAAAGGAGAAGACUGGCACGCGCUUCUCGGUCCGGGUGUCAGCUGUAGAAAUCUAUGGCAAGGAUGAGAGCUUGCAAGACCUGCUGUCUGACGUUCCUACAGGAAGCAUGCAGGAUGGACAGUCGCCUGGUGUCUACUUGCGUGAAGACCCUAUCUGUGGAACGCAGCUUCAAAACCAGAGCGAGUUACGAGCUCCCACCGCAGAAAAGGCCGCCCUUUUUCUUGAUGCAGCCAUCGCAGCACGAAGCACCAGCCGGCCGGAUGCAGAUGAGGAAGACCGCCGCAAUUCCCACAUGCUGUUCACCCUUCACAUCUAUCAGUACCGCAUGGAGAAGAGCGGAAAGGGUGGAAUGUCUGGUGGCAGGAGCAGAUUGCAUCUGAUUGAUCUGGGAAGCUGUGAGAAAGUCCUGAGUAAAAGCAGGGAUGGAGGAGGAGGACUGUGCCUGUCUCUCACGGCGUUAGGGAAUGUCAUACUGGCACUGGCCAAUGGAGCCAAACACGUUCCAUAUAGGGAUAGUAAGCUUACAAUGUUACUGCGAGACUCCCUGGGGAACAUCAACUGUAGGACAACCAUGAUUGCCCACAUUUCUGACUCCCCUGCCAAUUAUACAGAUUCUCUCACCACCAUUCAGUUGGCCUCUCGAAUUCAUCGCAUGAGGAAAAAGAAAUCAAAGUAUGCAUCCAGUUCUUCUGGAGGAGAGAGUUCCUGUGAUGAAAGAAGGAUUCGUCGACCACCACACUUGCGUCCCUUCCAUCCUCGAACUGUGGCCCUUGACCCAGAUCUCCCGUUAAUGCUCAGUGAUCCAGACUAUUCUUCAAGCAGCGAGCAAUCAUGCGACACUGUCAUUUACGUUGGCCCUGGCGGAGCUGCCCUCUCCGAUCGAGAGCUCAGUGACAAUGAAGGUCCUCCAGCCUUUGUUCCUAUCAUACCUUCACUUAACCGUAAACAACGAGGGAAAGAAGGGCCAGUUGACCGUGAUCUCUUCAAAUGCAACACCUUUGCUGAGCUUCAGGAGCGAUUGGAAUGUAUUGAUGGAAGUGAGGAACCUACAGCAUUUGUUGGAGAAUCCGGAGGAAAUUCUGCAAGCCCUAAAUUGGAGCGUAGUGCAGACACAUUGAAAGAAGACUCUUCUAGUUCAAUUUCAGCUUCUCCCAAGGCUCAUACCAAAGCAUCUUCAUCAACGCAGGAAAACAUUUCCAUACAAUCAAUAUCUGAAGCUAGUAGAUUGCCAGGCAGUCCAAAACACAAGUCCAAAUUAGAACAUUCCAAGUGGCAAAGUGCUAACAUGACAGACAAAGAUCAGAGAGACAUGUCUGAGUUUGUGUGUAGGACAAGUGCAGAUGGGGAGAAGCAGCAACUGCUGGACAAUGUAGCUCUCCAAUGCACUCCAGAAAAACAAAGUAAAUCAAUCGCAUCCCAAAAUGUAGAGCCUGUGGUUAGAGAAAAAGUAUUUUUUAAUAAAAAACAGUUACCCAGGCCAGCUCCCCCACCACCACAACAGAGAGACUUUGUCAGGGUCAGUAGUAAAGCAGAAGAAAAGUCUACCACAAGGAUACCACCAAUUGGAAUGAGCCAUCAAAAAAGUAGUGAUUCAAAUAUAAACUUAUCUGUGAGGGUCAAUCAUCUUAAUCCUAGGACUCCCAUGGAACUAAGGUCCAACCUUAGGGAGAAAUGCAUGGACAAGGACAUAUUGAGAACAACUGUGACCCUUCAGCAGCCAGUGGAAUUAAAUGGCGAGGAUGAGCUUGUAUUUACUCUUGUGGAAGAGUUGUCUAUUGGCAGUAUUGUGGACAAUGGAAGGCCCUCUAGUAUUGUUAGUUUCAAUAGUGACUGUUCUUUACAGGCACUUGCUUCAGGUUCACGACCUGUAAGCAUCAUUAGCAGUAUCAAUGAUGAAUUUGAUGCCUAUACAUGCAGUCUUGGUAGCUCAGAGGCUAACAGUAAAAUUGUGGCACCACCACAGGAGAAAGCAAUUGCUUCAUUGGGGAGCUGUGGUUCGUCUAUUACCUCAUGGCUUAGCGAAGUAAGUGUCUGCACCCUGGAGAGUGAAGGUGCCCAGUCAUCAGAGGUCUUCUUCCCUCAUGGUACUUAUAUAGGCCCAGACAGUGAUUUUCACCUUGAAUCUCCAAGCAUCUUCCAAAACAGGCCCCAGAAGGAACCCAAGAACUCUUUGAAUGAUAGUGGCUGUAGCAUCUCAGAGUUGGACAGUGACAGUGCUACAUCAAGCAAGCUGUCCCUUAGCAGGUGCCCAUCCUCUCCAGAUGCCACAAAACUAUCCGGCAAAAGUUUGCCAAAACUGGCAAAGGCAAACACCAUUCAUUUAUCUGGUCCCCAGUCCUUUCAAGACUCUCAAGUUGUUCAGUGUAGUCUUUCCAGGAAAUUUAAACCUACCUCAUCCAUUACCCAGACUAGCAGCAUUAGUGGAAGCAGCUCCAGUAGUAAUUGGAGACGUGAGCCACCUAAGCAAGACUGCAUACCAGAUAAUCCAUGGCAUCGAACUGAUAGCUCAUUGGAGUCUUCAAUAACCUCUAAUUCAAGUUCUUUGUCCAAACUGGGUAAAAAUGGAAUGAGUGGAAUUCCUACAAGAAAAGCAGGCACAAUCAACAGCAGUGUACCUCGAAUGCCUAAGGCACUGGGGUCAAUUCCAUCUCAAAGGGUGGUGGAUGGAUGCGAAAAAUCCAGUAACAGCAGAAAGAUUGAGUUCCCCAGCAAAAUGCCACAGCUCAGACGAGGGGCAACAACACUUGGGACUGUCCCAGUAAUUCAUACAUCAAAUGAUGUCAAAGUUGCUCAAGAUAUUAAUUUAUCAAUGGGUAAUUUAAAGUGCUCUUCUUUAGGAAAAAGUGGAAGGACCAACAAGCAGGAGGAGACUAUGUCAAAACUUGCCAAUGUAUCACCUCCUCCCCCUCCAAUUCGUAAAUCCAGUUUGGAUCAAAAGAAUCGAUCCCUGUUUCCCCCAAGUGCCUUCAAGUCUGCUUAUGAUGCAGGAAAGUCUUUAGCACCAAGGGCUACAGGUUCUGAGGAUGAGAUUGAUCUUCAAUGUAAGAGUGAUUCAAAUAGUUUAAGAGCAUCUAACCUAAAGUCUGACCAUAGUUUGAUAAAAGCAACCUGUAGUCUCAAGACUAGAGGAACUAGAGGUGAUACAGGACUGCUUUAUGGAAGCCAGAUAUCUUUGGAGAGAUGUGACAGUUUUUCAUCUUUGGGGUCUAAACCUGCCCUUAGUAGAGAGAACAGUGGAACUAGUCUUAACAGCAAGUCAAGCAAAUCAGUCAGUAGGUUUGGAUCACCUGUUGCCACUUCCUCCCCGAUUGCUACCUCUCCACCUCCAUGUAUAAACCCUGUGACCACUGUAAAAUCUGGGCUAGUCAAAGGCAGCCUUAAUGCAAGACCAAUACCUGUUAAUGCAAACAAAACUCGUACAUUGUCUGCAAGCAACUCCAAAGCCCUAAACUCAUCAACUAAGUCUCUUGCUUCACCUGCUACAAGGAAUGCCAACCUCCCACCUUCAGGAAAGACUGCAUUACCUAGGGCAGCAGUAGGAGGUAAUAAUAAAUUGACAAGAGGAACUAUAAUGGGUACCAAGCAAGCAAUGUGGGCAGCAAAUAGUCGUGUUACAGAGUUGGCAACAGCCAAUCCUUCUGGAAAACACCCAAGAGUAUCGGGUGAUUCAGACAGUGGCAACGACAGUGGAGCAAACCUCAAUGAUGAUAAGCAUACCCCUAUUCCCAUUCUCCCAUCUCCAUAUAGUAAAAUUACAGCCCCCAGAAGACCUCAGCGUUACAGCAGUGGGCAUGGAAGUGAUAACAGUAGUGUCUUAAGUGGAGAGUUGCCCCCUGCCAUGGGCCGAACAGCACUGUUCUACCACAGUGGUGGAAGCAGUGGUUAUGAGAGCAUGAUCCGUGACAGUGAGGCUACUUGCAGUGCCUCUUCAGCCCAUGACUCCAUGAGUGAGAGUGGAAUGUCCUCUUCUGGUCGCACAAGGAAUUCUAAAACACCCAAAAAGAGGUCAAAUGGUCUUCAGAGGCGACGUCUCAUCCCAGCUCCCUUGCCAGACACUUCAUCCCUGGGUAAGGCUGGGACCACAGGCCAGUGGGUGGACCUUCCUCCUAUGUCUGGACCAUUGAAAGAGCCUUUUGAGAUCAAGGUGUAUGAGAUUGAUGACGUGGAACGGCUUCAGCGUCGAAGACAGGAAAAGGCAGACGAGGGCCUGUACUUUAACAGUAAAUUGAAGGUUCUUGAGAAACGACAGCAGCAGAUCAAAGAUCUCAAAACAAAGCAUAAGACUCUGAAAGAGGAACUUGAGGACACCAAGUCUAGACUAAUGAUGGACCCCAGCAAGUGGAUAGAAGAGUUUGAGGUGGAUCAGGAUUUGGAUCAGGAGUCGCAGGAGUACCUGGAGGGAUUGGAGCAGGCCACGGCUGAACUGGAGUAUUGCGUUAACCUAUGCAAGUCACGCAUCAUGAUGGUGACCUGCUUCGAUAUCCGAGUAGCAUCUAAUGUGCAGGAAGGUCCGCGUGAGGUGGAGGUAUAAGAGCAGGAUUUGGUGAUUGAUGGACAGCGAGACAGAGAUGGUGAGAUGGAGUAAGACAGGACCCUGGAUGUCUGAAAGAAGGAUAGUGAAAUGUAGCAGCCUGUCCGACGAUUCUGAGAACAUGAAAGCGGAACAAAGCAAGAUCUUAACAAUAGGACACGGAAGUCUGCAUGAAGUACGAACUGGUUACCUUAGUGGGGAAGUGAAACCGUUCUGGUUUAUAUAUGCAGUGCCUCAUAAAAACAUACGGUAUUGACUUGUAGAAACGGAAAACAAACAAGCUUUGAUGUGUUUCCCAACUUGAGGAAAGAAAAAAAUAAUUCUCAUUUACCGAAGAGUUAUACAACCACACCAAAAAGUGCCUUUUUCAUAUGACUGUUUUUUAGAUUGUUUGUCAAUCAUUAUUUUUUCUACAGGUGCUAUGACCAGCAUACCCAAACCGAACCAUAUAUAUUUUUAUUAUUUUGUUGUAUUAUAUAUUGUAUUUAUAUGAUCAUGCAGUGUGUAAAAUAUGAUUUUGGUUGCGAAAGGAGAGCAAUAAGCUGAUUAUUCACACUUUGCCUCCUGUCUUAUCACCUGUCCGCAUAUUGUUAUUAAACCAUUUGAGCCUUAUGUUCUAUUUCUGUUUACUGUCUGAGCGUUUUUCUACUUUGCGAAUAAAGGAUCUCUUUUUGUACAAACCGUUAUAAAAGUCACUGAAAAUUGACAGUCGUUUGUGACGCAAACCAGCUUUCAUAAAGACAAAUCUCAUUCUAAUUGUUUGCCUUGAAUUUUCUAAGCUGGAUGCAUAUAACCAUUGAUUUUUACUGAUAACAACACUUGAUAAUAAUACAUGAUUAUCUGAAUUGGUACUACAUUUGCCUACAAGGUGCUCAGCCACAUUGAAUGUACAUUUAUGUACAACUGAAUGAUCAACCAAUAAAUUUCAGGAAUGUAAAAUCUCGUUAUGGUCCUAAUAGGAUGAACACAUCCAUGUUGUGUGUCAUAGUGAGAUUAAAAUGCAAAUUGAGCUUCUUGUUUACUUUAAAUAGACACUUUGGCAAAGGGCAUUCAUCAGUGGAUCCUGACAUGUCUAACUCAGCCUCUCUUUCUCUCUCUCUCGCUCUCUCUCUCUCUGGACACUAUGUAAUUAAAACGUUAAAGAGCUUGGUGCAUGAUUAAUGUGGGGUGAGGUGACAUUUGUGCGGUACAGAAAAGAGUCAGUCAGUCUCUAAAUACCCAGUCAAAGAGUGACUUCAAAGUAAAUUAAAAAAUUGAUAAGAUUGAACAAAUUGUGGCCACUUUAAUGGCAUAUUUAAUGCAAUUGAAUGGACAGUUCACCUGUAUGUCUUUCUUCCAUGGAACACAAAAGGGAUGGUAAGUUGGAUGUCAAGGACUGACGGCCUCUGUCACUAUUAACUUCCAUUGCAUAUUUUUCAAUAUAAUGAAAGUUAAUGGUGAGUGAGGCUUUGAGUCUUUAAAAUCCAACAUCUUUUAUGUUCCAAAGAAGAAAAUCUGUCAUAACAGUUUGGAACGACAUGGAUAAGAGUAACACACAUUUUUGGGUGAACUCUCAUAGUAAAAUACAUUUUGUAAACUAAGGGAAGGUUGUGCUUUAAUAUAAAUAAUCUUAACUGGCAGUAGGUCCAUGUCGCUAAACAUGAAAACCAUGAAUGGUUCAGGUAAUGACACUACAGUUUGUUUUAAGUGGAUAUAGAUCCAAGCCUUAGUCCUAUGCAUCCAUGCAAAUUGUGGUCUUAAACAAACAACCUCAAAAAUGCAAUAGAAAGCAUUUAGCACAAAUGAUUGUUUUACGUGCUGGCCUUUCUCACAAUUUCAGGAUUAGAUGAUCAAUGUCUUGUUUAAAUGCUGUACACAGCUCGCAUUUCUACGAUGUCACAAAUGCCAUGACAGAAUUUGCAAGCAUUAUGGAAAUGUCAGUGUAUUAACAUAUAGCUGCCGAACGGCUUUCAUGUUUCUUGUCGUCAAAGUAAGACUUUGAAUGACCGUCAGAUACCAUUUAACAUUUAAGGUGUUUUUGUUGCUGACAUCAAAAAGAUUUCUUGGAUUCAUUUACCUUUAUAAACACUCUCAGGCCCGUUUUCAAGAUGCUGCAUGAGAUUUGUAUUUUUUUCUAGACUUCAAUUUCUUUGAAUUUUUUUGAAUGAUAAUGCUGGCAUUCACUAUACUUUAUGAACAUGGAUUUAACUGACACCAAACCUUUUUUGAUUGAAAGCUGACAAUGUAUAUGUGAGUCAUGUUUCAUAUUAAAAUAUUUUCUAUCUUUUUUGUUUUGUAAAGAAUUUCUGACCCUCUGUAUAAAUGUACAUUAUGGCAGCUUGGGAUAACACUGUUUUUCUUGUGAAUAAAUAUGUAAUUCUAAA